Messenger RNA from Gavia stellata (red-throated loon), 2643 nucleotides. RefSeq names its product kinesin family member 19 (gene KIF19). The coding region runs from base 1 to 2643 and encodes 880 amino acids. Gene Ontology annotation, molecular function: microtubule motor activity; ATP binding; microtubule binding. The transcript has 18 exons. The record is from RefSeq and is a predicted model, not a curated record. Gene Ontology annotation, biological process: microtubule-based movement. NCBI's taxonomy places the organism in Eukaryota, Metazoa, Chordata, Aves, Gaviiformes, Gaviidae.
AUGGGGCACCUCUGCUCAUGGGGCUCCCCUCGGCCCCCGUGCCCUAGUGAGGACCCGAAGGCUCCAGGGGACAGCGAGGACCAGCAGCUGGCGGUGGCUCUUCGCAUCCGUCCGAUGAGUGCCGCUGAGCUGGCGGGGGGAGCCAGGCCCAUCGCCCACCGCGUGGAUGACCAGGUCGUGGUGCUGCGAGACCCCAUGGAAGACCCCGACGAUGUCCUGCGUGCCAGCCAGUCCCAGAAGAAAUCCUACAUCUUCGACAUGGCCUUCGACACCACAGCCACCCAGGAGACCGUGUACCGUGCCACCACCCAGGGCCUCGUUGCGGACAUCAUCUCUGGCUACAAUGCCACCGUCUUUGCCUAUGGCCCCACUGGCUGUGGGAAGACCUAUACCAUGCUGGGCACCCACAGCGAGCCCGGCAUCUGCGCCCGCACCCUGGGCGACCUCUUCCAGGCCAUCGAGGACACCAGCGGUGACACGGAGUACGAGGUCUCCAUGUCCUACCUCGAGAUCUACAAUGAGAUGAUCCGGGACCUGCUGAACCCCUCGCUGGGCUGCCUGCAGCUGCGGGAGGACGCCGGCGGCACCGUCCAGGUGGCCGGCAUCACCAAGGUCUCCGCCAUCAACGCUGAGGAGGUCAUGCAGCUGCUGGCACGGGGGAACAGGCAGCGGACGCAGGAGCCCACGGCUGCCAACCGCACCUCGUCACGCUCCCACGCGGUGCUGCAGGUCACCGUGCACCAGCGGCGCCGGGGCAGGGGGCUGCGCCACGGCCGCCUCUUCAUGAUCGACCUGGCAGGCUCUGAGCGGGCGGCGCAGACGCAGAACCGCGGGCAGAGGAUGAAGGAGGGAGCCCACAUCAACCGCUCACUGCUGGCCCUGGGCAACUGCAUCAAGGCCCUGAGCGACCAGGCGAGCACCAAGUACAUCAACUACCGUGACAGCAAGCUGACCCGCCUGCUCAAGGACUCACUUGGGGGCAACAGCCACACGGUGAUGAUCGCCCACAUCAGCCCAGCCAGCACCGCCUACGAGGAGUCCCGCAGCACCCUUGCCUACGCCCACCAUGCCAAGAGCAUCCGCACCACGGUGAGGCGCAACCUGCUCGGUGUCUCAUACCGUGUGGCACAGUAUGGCAGCGUCGUGGCUGACCUGCGCAGGGAGAUCCAGCACCUCAAGGGCCGUGGGGACGCUGAGCCAGGGCAGCCGGGGCAGGCCCAGGUUCAGCUGUGCAGUGCCCGCUGCACCCACCCGCAGCUGGGCCGCAUGCAGGAGGAGCUGCUCGGUGCCCACCGUGAGCAGGCGGCCCUGCGCCACCUCCUCCUCCGGCUGGAGGGCACCGUGCUGCACGCCCAGCACCUCCUUGCCCUCGCCCGCAGGAUGUGCCAGGGCUGGCAGGGGAGCAAGGAGGGGCAGGAGGAGCCAGACGGCCCCGGUGACAACGAGAGGGAUUCAGACACGAGGGACAAGCGGUUGGACAUGCCAAAGCCACCCGACGUGGCCGCUGCCCAUGAGAGCAUUGCGGCUGUGGUGGAGGAGCAGGGCAGGCUUCAGCAGCAGAAGCUGGCGCGGUGCUUCCGGCAGAGCCAGCAGCACGCGCGGCGGCUGGAGGAGGCCCUGCGGUGUCGGAGCAGCUCGGAGGAGCAGCGGGAGGUGCUGACCCUGCUGCGCCGUCUGCGCCAGCUGGAGCUGGAGAUGACAGAGACACACUCCUGCACCCUGCCUGAGGGUGGCCUCCGGCACCCGCCGGCCGCCUCUACACAGUGCUUUGACCGGCACCAGGCCCUCUGCACCCAUAUCAUCCAGCAGCAGCGGCAGCUCAUCGCCGACCACCGGCUGUCGGUGCCACGGCCGCUGGAGGAGCUGUACGAGACCUACCUGCGGGAGCUGGCGGGGGGCCCCAGGGACACUGGCACCCUCAAGGGCACGUCCCUGCCCAAGAUCCCGCAGGCGAGCGCCGCGGAGAGCCUGCCGGACUCGGACCGGGACAGCGUGUGGGCACAGAGCUGCGACCACCCCACACCACCGUGGUGUGAUGCCUUCCCACCCCUGCACCCCGCAGGGCACAGGUAUGGGUGGGCAUCCACCACCCCCCAUGUGCACAGAGCUGUCACUGUGGCAGAGGAGCGCCGGGAGAUGUUGAGCAGCACCAAGAGCAUCGUGGCCAAGGCCACCCAACACCAGUCCCGCAUCCUGGAGAGUGCCCAGCUGCACCCGCCGGGGUCCACAGAGGAGCAGGGUGGCCCCGGGCUGCGGCACACAGCCAGCAAGGACAGCCUGGCGGGGACGGCCACCCGCUCCUUGGGCACCUGGCUGCGGGUGCGUGAGAAGGGCAGCAAGGAGCUGGGAAGGAGGGAAGAAUUUUUGGAUGGCAGAAGGCGAUCAAGGCGGUCACAGUCCUUCGAGGUCACCGGCUGUGGGCUGGUGGUCCCCAGGGAUCCCCCGCCAUCAUCCAACACGCUGCAGAGCCGCUCGGAGCACACCAUGCCAGCAAGGGUACAGGCAGCCAGCACCCAGGGUCCCCCCAAAGCUCUCCCUGGAUCGAAGCCCUUGCACAGCCAGCUGCCAGGAAGGGCCAGUGCCUGCGUCACCGGGAACAGUGCCAGGGCCUCCGGCAAGGAUGGAGGGAGUCAUUGGUACUGA